This is a messenger RNA of Naegleria fowleri, 1791 nucleotides long. RefSeq lists its product as uncharacterized. Lineage: Eukaryota; Heterolobosea; Eutetramitea; Acrasida; Naegleriidae. The record is from RefSeq and is a predicted model, not a curated record. Bases 1 to 1791 code for a protein of 596 amino acids. The transcript has a single exon.
AUGUUGAAAUUAUGUGCAACGACAACAUGGAUCAACUCCACCAAAACAUCCAAGAACAAGCUUUCAUUAUUCACCACAGCACAACUUUUAAAGAAUAAUGCUCGUUCUUCAUGUAUUAAUACCAGCAAGAAUUUUGGAAAACUUUACUUGAUCAUGAUGAAAAAAGACUUUUCGGAAAUUGAAUUAUUUCGUGCUUAUCAUUCCCGUCAUCUUCUUUUACAGAAUUCCAACAACGGAAUGAAUGAAAAUGUAGCCCAACAACAAGACUCUCUUCUAAUACCAUCAUCAAACAAACAUUUAAAAACAAAGCUUGAUGAAAUCAUGUUUUGGAACAAGCUUGAGGACUAUUUCUCACCCAAUUCAAAACUUGAGGAAGUGUUUGUAAAGGUUACGCUCAGUAAGCCUUCCAUAGAAAUUCCUUCUCACACCACCACAAAUUCCGAUGAUGAACAGCAACUUCCAACGAAGCAAUUAAUGAUCAACAAGGUUCAGGUGAGACCCAUACAAUUAUUGAAAGAAAAGAAAAACAGCAAAAAUUGUAAUUCAUCAACAUCGUCACCAUCACCAUUGCAUUACCAACUCACUCUAUUUCAUAAGGAUAAAAAGGCCACUCAUCAAAAUAUUCCAUCAGCAGUUGAGGCAUUCACAAAAAUUAAAGACCUUCUGAUCACGAAUGGAUAUCAACAAGUACUAAUUCAAACACCCUCUGGACACAAUGUACAAAUGAUAUUGAAAUAUACUAGCUCAAAUAGUAGUGCUGAAAAGACAACUAGGAUUGAGAGUGUCAAAAUGGUGACAUACAUAGAAGAGGUUAAUUCAUGCACUCUUGACCAAGAAGCAACAUCGUUAGUAAUCAUUGAACGUGAACACAACAGAAAAAAGCAUUACAUUCUGGAAGAGGGGAAAAGAAUACCAUUCCUUGUUGAUCUUGGCAUUAUUCAUCCUGAGUCUGGCAAAGUGCUUGCACCAAAAUUUCACAAAUUCAAACAAAUGAAUCACUUUUUAGAAAUCUUCAAGGAUACGAUUCCAAUGAGUGUCAUUGAGCAGAAAGACACAUUACGUAUUGUUGAUUUUGGAUGUGGAAAAUCAUAUCUUACGUUUUCUCUUCAUCAUUACUUGAAAGAAAUACUAAAAAUUGAAAACUUUCAAAUUAUUGGACUCGAUCUCAAAGAAGAUGUUAUAGAGAAAUGCAACGCACUUGCUGUUAAAUAUGACAUGCAACAACAAUUGAAAUUUGUAGUGGGUGACAUUCAUUCGUUUGAGCUCUCGCCACACUUUUUUGAUCAAAGACAAGACAAAACCUCUCAGGUGGACGUUGUUGUUUCUCUUCAUGCAUGCAAUACAGCAACUGAUAAGGCUCUUGCUCAAAGCGUUCGGUGGGCUGCAAAGUGCAUCAUUGCCGUUCCCUGUUGUCAUCACGAAGUCUAUCAACAACUCAAACAUGUCAAGAACUUGCCCGAAGACCACUUAUUGUUUCCACUGUUGAAACACGGCUCACUGAGUGAAAGAUUUUGUUCUCUCUACACUGACAGUCUCAGAUGUCAACUAUUGGAAAUUGCUGGAUACAAGACUAAUGUGAUUGAAUUCAUUGAAACGGAGCAUACACCCAAAAACCUAAUGAUUCGUGCCAUCAAACAUGCAUGCACCUCAAACGAAAUACAACAAGAUUUGCUCAUUCAAAGAUAUCUUAAACAAAAGCAAGGCCUGCCUGUCGAGAUAUCUUUAGAGGCUUUCAUGCAACCCUUUUUUGAAAGAUUUGAACGCAAAGCUGCUGAACGAAUCGUUCAUUGA